GUAAAAUCCGUCCUACAGUCCCAGCCGCUGAGCCGAUGCAACCUUGUUACACUCGAUCGUGAAUUAAUUAGCAACGGUGUAGCCCGAAAUACGACCACCCUAUAGGCAGUACACUUGAAGCAAAGAUAAAGACUAUAUAUUAAUCACCGGAUCUAGGUUUUUAAUUUUCAUGCGUUAUCCGAACCACACCUCUCUUAUCUCUCCCCUAAAUGCAGCAAAAGGUCUUUGCUAACGGCGAAAAAGCGUCCGAUUUUCUUGCGGAAUAUAUCGUGGAAAAGAUUAAUGCGUUCAACCCAACCCCAUCUCGACCAUUUGUCAUUGGUCUUCCAACCGGGUCCUCCCCUGAAAAGGUCUACCUGAACCUUGUGGGCUACUACAAGGCCGGCAAGAUUAGUUUCGAAAAUGUGGUAUCCUUCAAUAUGGAUGAAUACCUUGGCCUUCCACCAACGGACCACCAGUCGUACCACUACUUCAUGCACCACCAUUUGUUCGACCACAUCAACAUGAAGCCAGAGAAUAUCAACAUUUUAGACGGUCUUGCCGCCGAUCCUGCGGCCGAGUGCGCGCGUUAUGAAGCGAAAAUCAAGUCUUACGGGGGCAUUCAGUUGUUUUUAGGAGGAUUGGGCCCAGAGGGGCACAUUGCCUUUAAUGAAGCCGGUUCUUCUAGAGAUUCGCUUACCAGGAAGGUAACCCUUGCCCCAAGCACCUUGGAGGCCAACAGUAGAUUUUUCGACAACGACCCGAACAAGGUGCCAAAGUUUGCGUUAUCGGUGGGGAUCUCUACGGUUUUGGAUAACUCCGAGGAGGUGGUUAUUAUUGUGAUCGGGAAACCAAAGCAGUUUGCUUUACAAAAAACGACAAGUGGGCCAGUUGGGAGCAAGUUUCCAUGUACUUUCUUGCAAACCCACCCAAAUGUUCUCAUCGUUGCAGACAGUUCUGCUGCGAACAAGAUCAAAUCAUUUUUGUAGUUUUAUAUAUUAAUAAAGCUAGUGUGAAUUAUUUCAAGGUCAGGUAUC
Babjeviella inositovora NRRL Y-12698 is the source of this 1016-nucleotide messenger RNA. RefSeq names its product Nag1p (gene NAG1). The transcript has 2 exons. Lineage: Eukaryota; Fungi; Ascomycota; Pichiomycetes; Serinales. Gene Ontology annotation, cellular component: cytoplasm. Gene Ontology annotation, biological process: carbohydrate metabolic process; N-acetylneuraminate catabolic process; N-acetylglucosamine catabolic process. The record is from RefSeq and is a predicted model, not a curated record. Gene Ontology annotation, molecular function: glucosamine-6-phosphate deaminase activity; identical protein binding. The coding region runs from base 210 to 968 and encodes 252 amino acids.